UGGAGAAAUUAAUCACUGUUAUUUUGUUGUUGCUUUGAUUGAUGUAUAUUGUAUAUUUGAGUUUUCAUUGUCGUUCAAACUUUUGUAAGGGGGAGGCGUUGUGUUUAUUACUAUUUGCACUAAAUUGACCUAGAUCAUUAUAGAGAGUCAUGUUUUCUCAUUGACACCUGUGACCUAGAUUGUUCUAGACGUCAUGUUAUUUUUAGUAGAAAGAUUACUUAAUGGUUUCAUCAUGGUUUUUCAAGAUUGUACAAGAAAAUUCAUUCCAAUUAAAAAUGCAAUGAAAUUCUUAUGAUAAAGAAAACUCUGGUUCGACACUUUCUAUGCAUUUGGAUUGUCAUACUGGGAACUACGAUUUUGGAAUUAUUAUUUAUAUGUGUGUAGAUUCUGUUUGGAUUUAUUAUUCAACUACCGUAAAUCAGUACUUUGCUAUUGUUACAAUUAUCUUUCAAUUAUCAAUUGGAAAUAAAUCUUAUUGUUUGAUUGUCUUUUGUUGGUAAAUUCUGCUGCGUUAUAUUAAGGGUUUGUUCUGACCCGUAACAGUACUGAGGACCUAUUCUAACCCGGAUCUGAAUUCUGGUGUUUUUCUACAGGUUGCAAUGCUUCGGGUAUCUUAAUCUCGACUAGUGUCAUAGAGUGCCGCUUAUCCAAUAACACUGGGAGAAGAAGUUAACAAACAACGUGUUUGAAAAAAAGCUAUCGGGGACGGAUAACCUUGCCCGGGAUACCAUUGUAUGAGGAAGACAGCAAUACGAUUAGCUGUCGUUAAUCUUGUUAAUAUCAGAGUGAACUUUAAUGCAGUUUUUGUAUGGAUAUAAUCACCAUUCAAUCCCCCCCCCCCCCCAAAAAAAAACAAAAAAAACAAAACAACAACAACAACAAGUACCUGUUAAUAGUGUUAUCAUGGGACCGUUUUUGGAAUAUCAAACUCUACCAUGGUAAUGUGGAUUGCGAAAUUUUAAGUGGAAUGAAUUUAAAGUGGAUAUUUGUAAACAAAAAUGUAUACGGUAACAACCUUUCGUCACAGUUAGCUCCGUCCUACAAUAGUCAUAUAGCCCCUUUUGUAAAAUCCUUUGUUCAUCUGUGGAGAUCUUUACAAGAGGCAUAUAUAUCUGAACCUUUGAUAGUGUUCAGAAAUUGUCUGUGUUUUUUUAUAUAUACAUGUAUUGUUUGAACAUGAAGAAUUUAUCAAUUCUACUUCCUGGAAUUUCUAGUUUCAUUUCAGAAUAAAUAUGAUAGCUGUAUUUCCGCCGUAUUUGAGACCAAGAGUAUGGCAGAUUGGAAGUACAUGCAUUAUGAUUUAAAAUCCAAUCAAAAUAAUAUACGAAUACAGCCGAGAUACCCAGAUCAAGAACAACCAGGGGCUGAUGCUGAGGAUAUCAGGAAAUCAAGACGGGAAACACUUUUUCGAGAGAAGAAUGGAACAACAUCGAAAUCGACGACAGACGAAUAUUCACAGAUCCAUGGUAGUCCAACGAAAAGAAUUAACAGAUCAUUGGGGCCAUUCACCAGGAGGCUUACUAGUAUAGAUAUUAGGGAAGCCAACGACUCGUUACAAGAGGAAUUCCCGGUUUGGUCAUCACCAUUCAGACACCAUAAGUCUGACGACGAUGGGUUUUCUCUAAAAAAUUUCAAAACACAAUUCGCACCAGUUGAGAUCCCAUCAAAUCGCGUCGAUACGAGGUUGCACGUUGAAAACAAUUGUGUAGAAAACGAUUUCUUUGUCAACCAGAGGGGAGGAAUUGCAUCAAAACUUUAUUAUAGAGAAACUCCAACAUGUUCAAUAGAUAGAGGAAUGACUGCAAAUAUAUCAAGGACAUCUGAUAUAAAACCUAUAGUUAAUAUUGAACAGCUCGUAAAUACAACUCGUAGCAACGAUAACAAGUAUCUGGAACUGUCUGGUACGUUGGCAAAACCUGGCGACGAUCAAACAGAGGACGACGAAGAUGAAUUUUGUUAUGAAACAGAGUACAAACACGCUGAAUAUCGUUCUGAAACAGGAUACGAACAAACUGAAUAUAUGUAUAGAACAGGGUACCUUCAAAAUGAUAUUUAUAGAACAGAAUACGAACAAGAUAGAUAUGUUUAUAGAAUACUUCGCAUUAGAGAAACUUAUACGUGGGGCCUUCGUCCGAAAAACAUCUCUUCAAAUAUUAGCAUAGAGGAACAUGUUGCAGAAGGAAGCAAAGGAAUUGAAUCCCAAUACAUUUCCUGUUGUAAAACGCGAAAUGGCAUUAGAAAACUUGGAGGAAUUACGAACAAAUCCAAUCUGGUACGUGCUGUUGUAAAGAUCAAUAUCACAAAGCUUAGAAAACUAAGGGGUGAGAUUCAAAUCGUAGAUCUGACGGAUACAAGAAUUCGGAGAAAACAUAUUCGUCCUAAUUCUAAAGCAUGGGGUUAUGCAGAAAAGUUUGAGGAAGUGAUUAUAUGUCCCACAUCGCAUAUUCCUCCAGAAUACGUUAAAUAUAUUGGCAAAAUUCACCGUAGAAGAUUUAUACAAAUCAAUCAUGUGUGAUUUUAAAAUACUACACGCAUUGUUGUGAUUUAUUUGAAGCAGGACAUUUUCUAUGUGGAAAUAUCCUUCCGAUGUCUGUAAUGACAUAACCUGUACAUGUAAUAGAUAAAGCAGUUCUUGUGCACUAAUGUUAUAAAAUUGCACAUAUAGAGGUAGUCUCUACACCGUGCGAUUAAACAAUGCAUACACGUGUGUUACUGAACAAAACCUACACCGUGUUAUUCAACAAGGAAUAUACUGUGUGUGAUUAAAUAAUGCCUACACCGUGUAAUUAAAGCAAUGCCUACACUGUGUUAUUGAACAAUGCCUACACCGUGUGUGAACAAACGCCUACAUCGUGUGAUUAAACAAUACCCACAUCGUGUAAUUAAAGAAUGCCUACACCGUGUGUGAACAAUGUCUACACCGUGUGAUUAAACAAUGCCUACACCGUGUAAUUAAACAUUGCCAACACCGUGUGAUUAAAAAAUACCCACAUCGUGUGAUUUAACAAGGCAUCUACUGUGUGUAAUUAAGCAAUGCCUACACUGCAUGAUUGAAGAAUACCCACACCGUGUAAGUAAAUAAUGCCAACACCGUGUGUGAAUAAUGCCUACACCGUGUGAUUGAACAAUGCCAACAUCGUGUAUGACUAAUGCCUACACCGUUUUAUUGAACAACGCAAAGAAAGUACUAAAUUCAAUUAUUCAUUUCAUUAUUCAAAUAUCCUAUUGUUUUCUCAUCUUUUUGUAUUUUCAAGAUCUGUAAUUGGUAACGCUCACUUAUUUUGGUUCCUGUAGUCUAGGCCCGUGGGCCUAAUUGAAUCCGUCUGUCAGCCGAUACCCAAUAGUCAGAAAGACUCUUAAACGUCUGAGGUCAGAAUGUCAAAGGUUACGAUCAUCAUAAGAUUCUGAGUGUAGAAAACUUUUGAAGCAAUAUACAUGUGUUGGAUAUUGUCCAACCAACGGACUUAAUAUUCAGUACUUUUAAGUGGACAAAGAUAGACAGCCACACAGUUAGGAAUCAGGGGCCCGUUUUACAAAACAACUUACGAAAAAGUCGCAAAUCUUAUAUUGUAUUACACAGUUAUCACUUUGAAUGAAUGAAGUAAAACUUUUCUAAGGCUAAUUUUUUAACAUUUUAAAAAAAAUAUUUUGCAUUUGGAGUGAAUGAUCUUACAAUAAACUGGAAAAUUCCAUUAUGUAAAGUUGGUCGCAAGUCGUAAGUUCUUUUGUAAAACGCUACAGACAGAUUCACUGUGACAUUAGGCGUCAAACCUAAGACGUUUGACAUAGGUAGUGCUUGUUUCUUAGCCAAGCGCCCGUUUUUAGAAGUGAAUGUUAAAUGUCUUUUUGAUAUUACCUUUAAAAGAAAAAUACGAACAGUUAUCAACGUUCAUUUCAUUCUUGGAUUUACGUACACCUUGAAUAAUUUCUACUAUCGUACGAUAGAAAUAUGCUAUAACGAAAUAGUACAACGAAAUGAUAUAUCCCGCAAUGAAAUCCAUAGGCUGGUUGAAUGUUUCAUUCUGGAACAUUACUCGAAUUAGCUGCAAUAAUAUAGCCCUAUCCGAUUUUUUUUAAAUUCUGACGUUUUCAGGAUAGGGCUACAAUUCCAUACGAUCUCUGUAAUGGUGCAAAAUAAUUUUACGAAUAACCGACAAUAAGCUCCGUGUAUUAGUCCCAAAUGUUGUUUACACCAACAAGUACCAACUAUGUGCUCGGGCAUGUCUAAUAAAGGUGUUUUCCAUUAAAUAUCAUGUAUAUCAUGCACAAUUCUUCGUCUGCUCCGCCAUGCUUGUUAUCGUGAGAUCUUGUAGGUUGGAUUUACUGAAAAAUGUAAACAUUGAGAAUCAGCGGAAAUUGUAGUUACUCGAGCCAUUCCGAGAAAGGAAGGAAAACCAUAUGGUUGCAGGAAUAUAUUUCACUCUGCUAUUCGUUUUUUAACUUGAUAUUAUAUACAAACCUUUUCGAUACCGACGGUAUCGCUUUCUCCACCGAACUCGUCCAUUAAUUUAAAUACUACCUUACAUGGCAUAUGCAAAUAACUUUACAAUCGGAAGUUGAAAAUUCAGUACAUUAAACACGGCGCACAUAUAAGAAUCGAGAAAUUGGAAUAUAUCAAAAUUGUUGAAAACGGUAGAAUAGAGCCUCAUAAAUCGUACGUUGCAGGUUGCAAAGUUGCAUAGAAUACCAUUUUAUUUACGUAAAAAGUCAACAAAUGUUUAGAAUGAUCGAAAAUGUUGCGGGAGUAAAUCACUGCCGCAGGUGCACCAUUACGGAGAUCAUAAUAAGUUGUAGCUCCCAUCCCCCCCCCCCCCAAAAAAAAAAAUCGGCAAGGGCUACAUUAUUGCAGCUAUAUUCGAAUAUAGGUCUUUAGAGAGUCAAAACAAAAUUGCUCAUGGUGAGUGUGACUGGUUAACAGGGGAUGCUUAUUGCUUGGUACCUGAUCUUACCUUGGUAUGUCCAGGUGUCCGUGUUUGCCCUACUCUUAAUUUUGUAUUUUUUAUUGGAAGUAUGGGAUUGAUCUUCACUUUUCAUUGAAUAAAACAUUUUGACGAACUUGAA
This is a messenger RNA of Ostrea edulis (European flat oyster), 5061 nucleotides long. RefSeq lists its product as uncharacterized. Bases 1271 to 2515 code for a protein of 414 amino acids. The record is from RefSeq and is a predicted model, not a curated record. Lineage: Eukaryota; Metazoa; Mollusca; Bivalvia; Ostreida; Ostreidae. The transcript has 4 exons.